Messenger RNA from Saprolegnia diclina VS20, 1220 nucleotides. RefSeq lists its product as hypothetical. Gene Ontology annotation, molecular function: chromatin binding. The transcript has a single exon. The record is from RefSeq and is a predicted model, not a curated record. NCBI's taxonomy places the organism in Eukaryota, Oomycota, Saprolegniomycetes, Saprolegniales, Saprolegniaceae. The coding region runs from base 45 to 1193 and encodes 382 amino acids.
CGGUGGCCGGCGCUUCCCGUGGUGGCAGAAUCCGAGACGACGAGAUGGACGCCGACGCCCCGCGUCGCCGAUCGAUGCCAUCGCGCGAGGCGCGCAACACCGUGACCAACUACGCGUGCGACUCACCGACGUACCUUGACUCGGCCGAGCGCCGGGCGAAGCGGACCAAGCCCAACGACCCGCUGCCCAGCGAGACCGAGCCCACGACGGCGCCGGCCAGGGGCGACGACGACUCGGCGAUCGAAGUGGGCAACUGCGUCCUCGUCGACUUGGGCCGCGACUACGAAGGCGUCGCUCUUGUCCGCAGCAUGCAGUCGCUGGCGCGCCCGUCGUCAGCGACCACAUUUGUCGGGCAGUGGUUCUAUCGGGCCGAGGACAUUGCGCCAGAAAUUCUGGAAAAGCUGGGGACGCCCGUGCUGCACCACGAAGUGUUUCUCUCGACGCAAACCGACCGGAAUCUGCUCAAGCACGUGCGCGGAACGUGCAAGGUCGUGUCCGCGCUCGACUUUAUGGACCGGCUCAACGUCAUUCGCCAAGGCCACGAGAUCGACUCGGACGACGACGAAAAGACGUUCAUUUGCCGCUUCCGGUACAACCCCGAGAACCUUCUCGAGCCUUUUGCGGCGCUUCAAGAGCACGAGAUCCGCUUCAACUACUUGGCGGCUGCUAAGAUUGGCACAUCCCACCAGGUCGGGCCCCUGCCCCGCGUCGAGAAUAGCCUCCGCGACCGCUACCUCGCCGAGAGCAGCAAGGACCGACCGCACCCGCGCGCACUGCACAUGUGGUCGCCCUCGACCAUGGAGGCCCACCCGUUCCUGUUCAAAAAGUACCUUGGCAUGCUGGAUGUGGUCCGGUAUGGCGUCGGGAACGUCGUCAAGACGUAUCGGAAGGCGUCGCUGGCGUCGACGGUCGCCGCCCACGUGCGGGGCCUCGUGUUUGCCUACAACGACGACGGCACGCUCGGGCUCAUCACGUCCGACGGCGCCAAUCUCUUGUGCGUCCAGAAGAGCGACGUGACGUCCGUGCUCACGGACGACCGCGCAAUGCACCACUUUCACGCAACCAAGUGCAACGUCGCGCACGCAAUGCAGCUCGCAACGACUGAGUACAUGGGCCUGCAAGAGCACGAGCGUGCGCUGUACCAGCGCGAAGUCGAAAUCAAUUGCCUUUCGUCUAAAUUGAGUCUAACUUAACACACCACCUUUCCACUUUUUCGACGU